GGACGUGAUCUUCGGCAGCAUCUCCUACUGGAUGGUGGGCUAUGGACUGAGUUUCGGGGACAACUCGUUCCACGGACUGUUCGGCCGCAGCAAGUUCUUCCUCGACACGAAUGACGCCGACAGACUGGGCCACAUAUUCGCACACUUCUUCUUUCAGUCCAGUUUCGCCACCACCGCAACCACUAUUGUGAGUGGGUCGGUGGCAGAGCGUGCGAACUUCAUAGGGUACAUAGUGUUCUCAUUCUUCAACACUUUCGUGUACGCCUUCCCGGCCCACUGGAUCUGGCACGAGGAGGGCUUCCUCAACAAACACUUCGGGGCCAUAGACUUCGCAGGCAGCGGCGCUGUACAUCUAGUCGGGGGAGCCACAGCUCUAGUGGCUGCCAUAAUGAUUGGACCCAGGACCAACAGGUGGACUGAGCCGCAGAAGUUCCACAUGGACAGCCCAAUCAACGCCCUCCUCGGUCUAUUCAUGCUCUGGUGGGGCUGGCUGGGAUUCAAUUGUGGCUCCACGUAUGGGGUGGCGGGGGGCAAGUGGAAACUGGCCUCGAAGGCGGCCGUCACCACAAUCAAUGGGUCCAUCGGGGGAGGCAUCGUCGCCUUCGCUAUGACUUUCUUCUUGCAGCACGGCAGAUUCGACGUCGGCUGGAUCAUCAAUGGCAUCCUAGGGGGUCUGGUGUCCAUCACCUCCUUCUGCCCCGUGAUGACCCCCGCGGAGGCUCUGGUGGUGGGGGGAAUAGGGGGAGCAGUGGUGAUAGGGACCGGAUACCUCAUCGAGUUCCUCAAAAUAGACGACCCUGUGGGAGCAGUGGCAGUGCACGGGGGAGCGGGAGUGUGGAGUCUGGUAGCUGUGGGUCUGUUCGCUGGUCCUGACCCCACAGAAGAGAACUUGUUCACUACCAGUGGGCUGUUCAGAGGGGGUGGCUUCACUCUCCUAGGGGCACAGUCUCUCUACAUUGUCUGCUGUAUAGGAUGGGCUGUUCUAUGCACAUACAUAUCAAUGAAGCUGAUUGACUUGACGAUUGGGAUCAGAUGCAGCUACGCGAUAGAGUUGUUCGGGGCAGACAUGAUGGAGCACAACAUAGGGGGAUACUACGACCACAAGACCCACGAGAUAUUCGACUCCAAACACAACCCAAUCGGAGUCGCCUCCAAGGACCUCUCUCAUGCACAAAUUGACAUUCUGUACAAGAAAUAUUUGGAAGCAGAGCACAAGUUCAUAUUCGAAGGAAUCGACCUCCUGUUUCACGCUAAGCUCGAGGAUCCAGCCGACGAACAGCCGAUGACGACAACUCUCGCCGACUGCCGAAUCGACUCAGGUAUACUGAUGAGUACCGGCUGCACGCCUCCCGACAACAACACACAGAGUUGCUCUUCGCCUGUUAGAGCAGCUCCUAGCGGGAGUCGAAACCCGGUUGUUGAUGUUGAAGUUGCAGAUGGAAAUGACUCACCUAUUCGAAUGAGGGGAGUUGGGCCAAAAAUUGAUUGAACAGUCAGUAAAUGGAUCUUUUUAACAAUCCCUUCCACAAUGAUUUGAUUUGAUUCUUCAUGGGAUUCAAAACUUUGGAUGUAACCAUUGGCUUGCAGCUCUUUUUACGGGGACUCGUUACCAUGAUUUGCAAGGGUUUGCUUUUAUUAGAUCUAAAAUUGAUGAUUGAACUAUAUUUGAACGCUUCUUUGUAAGCUUGU
This is a messenger RNA of Symsagittifera roscoffensis, 1689 nucleotides long. Its product is annotated as putative ammonium transporter 3. The record is from RefSeq and is a predicted model, not a curated record. Gene Ontology annotation, biological process: ammonium transmembrane transport; ammonium homeostasis. The transcript has 8 exons. Bases 32 to 1489 code for a protein of 485 amino acids. Gene Ontology annotation, cellular component: plasma membrane. Gene Ontology annotation, molecular function: ammonium channel activity. NCBI's taxonomy places the organism in Eukaryota, Metazoa, Xenacoelomorpha, Acoela, Convolutidae.